Messenger RNA from Malus domestica (apple), 1717 nucleotides. Its product is annotated as UDP-glycosyltransferase 92A1. Lineage: Eukaryota; Viridiplantae; Streptophyta; Magnoliopsida; Rosales; Rosaceae. The record is from RefSeq and is a predicted model, not a curated record. Gene Ontology annotation, molecular function: UDP-glucosyltransferase activity.
UAUAUAUCACAGGUUCUGGUAAGGAAUAGUAAGCAACACAAUAUCCAUCUAUAUUUUUCAUUCAAUUUUCAAUAGCAAUGGCAGAAAUCAAGGAACACAUAGUUAUGUUCCCAUUCAUGGCACAAGGCCACAUAAUUCCAUUCCUUGCCUUGGCCCAACAACUAGAGCAGAAAAAAGGUUGCACCAUAACCCUAAUCAACACCCCACUCAAUAUCAAGAAGCUCAGCUCCUCCCUCCCUCCGAACACCACCAUUCGCCUCCUCGAAAUCCCUUUCAAGAGCUCCGACCACGGUCUUCCCAGCGACGCUGAAAACACCAAUUCCCUAUCCUACCAUCUCAUCCUCAAACUCUUUCAAGCUUCCUUGUCACUCAAGCCUUCUUUCAGAAACCUAAUGCACGGUCUUGUCCAUGAAAGAAAUGGACUGCGCCGACCGGUUUGCAUGAUCACUGACAUCUUCUUUGGGUGGACGAUUGAGAUAGCUCAUGAGUUUGGCAUGUCCCAUGCUGUGUUCUCCACAGUUGGAGGGUUCGGCAUGGCGUGCUAUUACUCGUUGUGCUUGCAUUUACCUCAUCUGAAAGCAAAAUCCGGAGAAUAUGAAUUCACACUGCCUGAUUUUCCAGAAGCUAAGAAAUUUCAUAUAUCCCAGCUCUCAGAAAGUCUUAAACUGAGCAAUGGCACCGACCCCUUUUCAGUGUUUGUGCAUAAAGCAUUCAAUGAGUGCAUGAAAACUGACGGAAUGGUAAUCAACACGGUGGAGGAGCUAGACAAAACCGGGCUGAUGUACCUCCGAAAGAUCUUUAAAUUGCCGGUUUGGGCAGUUGGACCGCUUCUUCUAUCAUCCGGAAAUGGGACUAAAAGGGCAGGAAAAGAAUCCGGACUCACACCAGAAGCAUGCAAAAACUGGCUUGAUUCAAAGCCACCCAGGUCAGUUUUGUACAUUUCAUUUGGUUCUCAAAACACAGUUUCAAAGUCUCAGAUGAUGCAAUUGGCAAUGGCAUUGGAGUCAAGUGGUAAAAACUUCAUUUGGGUUGUUAGGCCACCAUUGGAAUAUGAUGUUGAUUCAGAGUUCAAGGAGAAGGAGUGGUUUCCGGAAGGGUUCGUGCAGAGGAUUAAAGCUCAAAACAAAGGGCUAAUUGUCGAAAAAUGGGCACCUCAGGUGGAAAUACUGUCUCACAAAGCAACCUCUGCUUUUUUGAGCCAUUGUGGUUGGAACUCGGUGAUCGAGUCCUUUGUUCAUGGGGUGCCUUUACUCGGGUGGCCUAUGGCUUCAGAACAGUUUUUCAACGUCAAGUAUCUGGUGGAGCAAGUCGGAGUUUGCGUGGAAGUAGCGAGGGGGAAGAGUUGUGAGGUUCAGAAGGAAAAUAUAGUGGCGAAGUUGGAGUUGGUGAUGAAUGAGACAGAGAAAGGGAUGCAAAUGAGAAGGAAAGCUAGCGAGGCAAAGGAGAUUAUUAGGGAUGCCAUGAAGGAUGAGGAGGGAUACAAAGGUUGUUCUACUAAAGCUUUGGAAGACUUUCUAACAGCCGCUGCAAUGUCAUACAGGGUCGAAGAAAACAGUGGACUCAAAACCAAAUGAAACGUUACUAAAGAGGAGAGAAAAACUAGCGCUUAGAAAGUAAAGAAUUCAAAGGUCGCGGUUCUUAAGAGUGUUUCCGUUUAUGAUUUUUUUUUUUCUUGGCUUUAUAAUUUGUCUUGUUAACUUUGAUUUCCUUCUCUGCA